Messenger RNA from Stegodyphus dumicola, 2854 nucleotides. RefSeq lists its product as uncharacterized. NCBI's taxonomy places the organism in Eukaryota, Metazoa, Arthropoda, Arachnida, Araneae, Eresidae. The record is from RefSeq and is a predicted model, not a curated record.
UAAAUGCUUAAUAUCAUGCUUUUUCUCCGAGCAUUAAUGCACAUCUCCUAAAUAUUGACCACCAGCGGACGAACAGUAAAGUCGCUGUAAUCUGGUAGUUUGGUCCUGGGUUCGAAUCACGUGAAGGGACUAGCUGCAUGGGCGUUUUCAUUGUUUUCCCCAUGUGCAACAUGUAUACGAACCAAUUUCCCUUAGAAAGACCUCCACGAAGGCAUCCUUCCCCUUACACAGAUAGUCCUUGAGGCUUUGCAAUAAGCACACACACAUUCUAAUAUCAUACUUCUUCUCCUAAUAUACAUUUAUAUGCAAUAAAUAUUAUGCGUUUUUGCCUGCCUAUAAGCUUAAUAAUUUUCUUUCUACUUAACAUUACUGUUGAAACUAUUCCCGAUUAGCCACGAACCCACCAGCGGCCGCGCGGUAAAAUCACUGUAGUUCGGUGAAAUCCUGUGAGGUUUAAAUCUCGGGAACAGGUUGGUUGGAAAUUUAAAAAAUUUCAUCCCUUUUUUUUUUUUUUUUUUUUUUUUAAUGAAACAAAUCUUAAACAGCUAAGGUUGCUCAUUUAAAACUUUUAUUACUUAAAGUUAAGAAAGGUAGUUUAUAGAUUUCUUUAAAGACUAAGGGUAGGAACUUCUUAAACUAGAAACCAUAUUAAGAGAAAUGUUUAUCUUAUCAAAUGCAUUACAAGCACAUAUAAUUUUCAUUAUACGUACUUUUAAUGUCAUAAUUUGUAAAUGGACAUAAUGAAUCGAUAAAAUAAUUAUUAUCAAUUGAGCGCACAGCGAAAGUAACAAAAAUUAUUUAUUGAUGCUGGUAAUUAACCAAAUUAAUUAAAAAAUACCUUGUUAAUUUACUAGACACGUUUUUGGGAAUAUAAUCUGUCUUAAUACUUUUAAAUAUACAUAUAAAUAUCUAAUUUCCGCUCUUAAGAAAAUUUAGUUAUGACUCAAAAUUUUGAAGUUCCAUUUAACAUAUCAUUUGAUUUAUCUGUGAUUUUGUAAUGUAAAUAAAUCGUAAUAUUUAUGAGAAUAAAUUAAUAUCAUAUAUAACCACUGUUAAAUCUAUUGAAAUUGUUUAUUACACAGAAUUAAUUUCAAGUUUUUAAUAUUUAAAGAUAAGAAUUAGUAAAAUUUUAUAUAAAUGAAACAGUUAUUCAAUAAUUUUUUAAAGAUUUCUUUCCUGUUUUUUCUAAGUAAUUUUGUCCCCUUAUAGUUUUGAAUUUGCUGUUCUUUCACCUUGUCUGUCAUUCUGCGCUAUAUUGCACUGAUUGAUAUUUAGUUGUCAUUAAAAUUUAGGAAGAAUGUUAUACUAUAUAUUUCUUACAGAAGAAGGCGUCAUUGGGUUGACGUUUCCUGAUAUCACAGAUGACUUGAAAGAAAUGAACAUAAAAUUAGGGCCCAGAAAGCAUAUUAUGCAAAUUGUGAAUAGAAUAAGGUGCCCAUCAGUUCAAGCGGUUGCUUCAAUACCAUCAGAUGAAAAAUGCACUGAAAAGGUCUGUCAAGAUGCAAGUGCCAUUUCUCCACAGAAUAUACAAAGAAAAGAGGUGUCUUUAGACAUAUCCAAAAUAUAUAACCAGUGUAUUUCAAACAAGGAUUCUUUUGAUAUCAGAAAGUGGGUCAGCAGUCACCCACAAGGCAAACAGCUCUGUGACAACUUGGAUAGGGGUUCCUACAAGACUGAAGACAGGCAGCUGCUAGUUAGGAUAGUCUGUUCAAAAUUAGUAAACUUAUGUGGAACUGUCUACCCAUCCUCAGAAUGGAAGGAACGUACUGCAGAGGCAUUAGUAGAUGCAUUUCCAUUGUUAAAAUCAAAAAGAUUCCCACAUGGGCAUGAAAGCUUCUAUGAUAAGACCACAGGAAUAAGCUUUAUAGAAUAGGCCUGAAAACGCUUAGGAAGUCCAUCAAAGAAAAAAAGGAUUAGCCAAAACUUCAAAAAUCUGCAGAAUAGAACCAUCUCUUGAAACAGAACGUUUGACUAAAGAGGAUUUAGAAGAAAAGAUAAUGUGGAUGAAAUUUAAAAAUCCCAUAGAACCCAAUAGACAGGCGAUUUCAGAUAUAUUGUCUGAAACAAUGGCUGACAGACAAACUGAAAUAAGAGAUUCAGGCAUGACCAUAACAGAUGUUUUAGAGAGAUAUCCCAGGCUACAAGAUUAUAGAGGAGAUAUGAUUGAUGCAGAAUUUUUACGCAUGCAUCCCAAUUCAGACACUUUCUUGGGAAAGUUUUCAUCUUUUUAUGUCCCAAGAAUUUUGAGAUAUGCUGAAUCAAAACGGCCUGAUCUUCUGGUACCAAGUAUUGCUGAUUUCAGUGAUGAUCUAAAAGCAUUAGUUUUGCUCCCAGAACUUUUGCCCAGCCCAAAUUAUGGUAAAGGAAGAGGGAAAAAGAGUAAAGGCAAAACAAGUAUUUUGGCAUCAGGCUGUUAUUUACAAAAAAAAAACAUUCCAAAUUCUGCACUUCUAAUAUUUGCUAAUGGAAUAGAAGACAUGGAGUCUCUUGAACCAGGGCAGAAUAAGCAACCGAUUCUAGUGUGCAUUUCAAAUUCAUUUUACAUUAAAGCAGAUAACAAGUUAAUAGCAUGUCCAAAUCACGCCAUGAAGGCAUUCGACAUUUUAUUUAAAUCCCAUUUCGUAUUUAGUGUGCAAUAUGCACAUGUAUUAACAAAUUUUUACAAUUUUAUGGGAAGUUUUUUAUACAAUAUAAGCACUCCUAGAGCAUGUGUGGACUCGUUAAAUACAUGUUUCAGCAACAUAGCUAUUGAGUAAAAAUUUAUUGCAUUUUUAAUAUUUUUAUUAUAUUAUUAUUAUUGAGUAAAAAUUUAUGUAUGUAUAAUAUGUUUCUUAAUAAAGAGUUUUUCAUGUAU